UUCCGGCCAGGCCGUUGUCUGGGUGGCGCGGUCGAGUCAUCGUUGGGCCUCGCCGCUUCCAUCUCCCUUCCCUCCCCCCCCCCGCCCCGGCGCGGGGGGUCGACCAGCCAAGUGGGGCGGGAGGCGACUCGGACCUUCCUCUUCAUUUCGUUCUGGCCUGCUGCCCGGCUACCCGCUCUGGGUCCUUGGGACCCGCGAGGCCCGGUCUGAGGGGCCGGGGCCUACGUGGGCCCGCCGUCGGGCCCCAUGCGGCAUAGCCUGACCAAACUGCUGGCGGCCUCGGGCAGCGACUCCCCAAGCCGCAGCGAGAGCCCGGCGCCGGUCGCGACCUGCUCGCUGCCCCCGGAUUUGACCCGGGCGGCAGCGGAGGACGAGGGGACGGCGGCGGCCGGGUCUCCCGGCCGCAAACAGCCGCCCGGCGACGAGGGCGAGUCGGACGCCGGGAGGGGGGGCCGCGGCGUCGUGGCCGCGCGCGCGCCCUCGCCCGAGGAGAUGGAGGAGGAGGCUAUCGCCAGCGUCCCCGGGGAGGAGACGGAAGACAUGGACUUUCUGUCGGGCCUGGAACUGGCAGAUCUGCUGGACCCCCGGCAACCAGACUGGCAUCUGGAGCCCGGGCUUAACUCGCCCGGGCCUCUCUCCUCGUCCGGCGGAGGCUCGGAUAGCGGCGGCCUGUGGAGAGGGGACGACGACGACGAGGCCGCGGCUGCCGAGAUGCAGCGCUUUUCUGACCUGCUGCAGAGGCUGUUAAACGGCAUCGGAGGCUGCAGCACCGGCAGUGACAGUGGCGGCGGCGAAAAGAGGCGGAGAAAGUCCCCGGGAGGAGGCGGCGGCAGCAGCGGCAACGACAACAACCAGGCGGCGACAAAGAGUCCCCGGAAGGCGGCGGCGGCUGCUGCCCGUCUCAACCGGCUGAAGAAGAAGGAGUACGUGAUGGGGCUGGAGAGUCGAGUACGGGGUCUGGCAGCCGAGAACCAGGAGCUGCGGGCCGAGAAUCGGGAGCUGGGCAAGCGCGUACAAGCACUGCAGGAGGAGAGUCGCUACCUACGGGCCGUCUUAGCCAACGAGACCGGACUGGCUCGCUUGCUGAGCCGGCUGAGCGGCGUGGGACUGCGGCUGACCACCUCGCUCUUCAGAGACUCGCCCGCCGGUGACCAUGACUACGCUCUGCCCGUGGGAAAGCAGCAGCAGGACCUGCUGGAAGAGGACGACUCAGCCGGAGGAGUGUGUCUUCAUGUGGACAAGGAUAAGGUGUCGGUGGAGUUCUGCUCGGCGUGCGCCCGGAAGGCGUCGUCUUCUCUUAAAAUGUAGGGUCAAGUAAUCUGCUCUUUAUCCGCGUUUACCCCUUUCAACUCCCUUACACCAUGUAAAACACCUUAGUGGGACAUCUUCACUGGACACAUUUCAGAGGAGGAAAAAAAAGUAAUAUUGAAUCUUUAAGUGUUUAGCUAAAAGCAUGAAUGUGACACUGUAACCAACUCCUAAUGAUAACAUGUCACUAUUAAAUCUCUCUGACAGUUUCUUUUUUAGGUGAUUUCCUUCCUGCCAGGCUCCGUUGUAGGGGUUACAGAACAGUCGUUCCCGCCUCACAACCUGACUUGCGUGUACCUAGCUCUUCUGUCCCCAGUGUGGACAUGGCCUUGGAUGACAUCGGUUCCAACUGUACACUGAAAGCUGCUAAUAGAGAUACAGUUUGGAGAAAGUGACACAGGUGAAGUUGAAUGGAAGUUCCGAGUUGUACAAGGUGCAAAUUGGAAUUCCAACUUUAGAGCAACUUUUCAGAGGUUGACAAUAAGUACUUGGGGCAUACACAGAUGUGAUAGUUAUUUUGCGGAGAUGACAGAAAUCUCUUAAAUAUUCAAGAAUGCCUUUUAGUUUUCAUAGAUCUAGAUAUACAAUCUAUUCAGAUUAAUAGAUUUUUAUAUCUCACCAUUAGAGAAGUUGGAAAUUAACAUGCAUAUCAGACUCCUGUGUUAGUUACUUAAAGGAAGAAUAAGAAUGGUUAAUGAAAUGUUUCUUUGAGGACCAGCACAGUGAUUUACCCUAUCACUGAGUAUGAAUAAAUUGUUGAACACCUUUAUUUUUGUUGUAUUAAAAUUUUAGGUUAAAUUUAUGUAUGAUUAGAUAUUGAAGGUUAUGAAAUGUGAAUGAAAACGUGUAAAGUGAGGCUUCACAAAGAAUCUUAUUCUCCAUAUUUCAAGGAUAUUUGUCCUAUUUAAAAGUAAGUUUUAAAAUUAAGUGACUUAAUGACACGAUUGACACUUUUUCCAAAGUUGGGACAUAGUCUUCCUUUGAAGUACUCUGUUAUCUAUUGUCCAGUUGUAUAGAUUGAGUCACAGUGUCUUUCAGUGUAAGAGACAUUAAGAAAUUCUUUGUGAAACAUCACUGUUUGAUAAAGUAUAUACGUAUUUAGCAUCCUUGUUUUUCUUUGUGCUAAAGUGGAUACAGCUGUUGGGGCAGAAGAGACGGGACCAGCUGCUGGCCACAUUUCCUGCUUUAUUUUAAAAGGUAGUAUAAGAAAUGAGGAAAAAGAGGUAAUAUCAGGGCUUCUGCUUUUAUUUUAAAAUGUUCAUAAUUAAAAAGUAUUUUCCAGCAGUCCAAAGAUGUAAGUUAUCUUACAUAUAAAAUGUUUUAUUUUGUUGUUAUUUGGUUAUGAAAAUGGAAUCUUGUUCUUGAAGAACUGUAAAUGUUUUGUUGCUAGAUAAUACACUUUUGAGACCUAACUUGGUCUCUGGUUUCCAGUGCAUUACAGCAUAUUUUGUAAAAUCAUCUACUGCACUUGAGCAUGAAUGGAUAGUAGCCAAACUCACAACCUGGAGUGAUGAACCUGCUUAUACCUAAGUGCAGGAGCAAGCCCCUCACAAUGCAGCUGCAUGGAUUUUUAGUGCCUACUGAAUUAUAAAUAUAAAUAUAUAUAAAAACCAAAAGUAGUUGGAAAAGUUAUUUGAAAUGACUAAUUUGUGCUAUCUUUAUGGAAUAUGUUAAAUGUAGCUUUUUGAAACAGAAGCCUUGAAUUGAAAGUUAAUUAAUACUUGAACAUUUUGUAUAUAUUUCUUUGUAUAUAAUUUUGUGCAGUACCAAUGACAAAAAUAUGGUGUCAUAAUAAAACCAGGUUUGUUGAUCUUUCAGUCAUGGGCUCAAAGAAUUUAUUCAUCUCUAACAUGAUAUUAGAAAAUAAUGGAUGAAAAUAGGAAAAAUGAUUGUUGUUAAUGCUGUGGGUCUUAAAAGGUUCUGGAAGCAGUAAGUGCGUUUUUCUAAAAAUUACACCAUUCCCUUGGAAUAUUUUCUUCCUAACGUCAAUGAUUUUCCUGCAUUAUUUGAAGUUUGGGGCUGGGGAGAAACAGUCAAAGCUUUCUGAAUUGGGAUGCUUUGACAUUCCAAGUAUAGAUUUUUAGAAUGUCAUUUUAUAAAUGGCAGUUUUUGGAAAUACUUGAUUAAGAACUUUUGAAAAUGGAGAUUAGUAUCGACUAUUUUAAAAGCUGCUUUGUUAGGUUGCUUCUGUUUUAACUGUCUUUUCUUAGUUUCCAUUUCAUUCUCUUUUUUUUCUAAUUUUGGUAAAUUAGUGAUUUUGUCAUUUUUUGCAUCAACGUCAUGGUCUUGUUUUUACAUGGUAUUGCAUGUAUUUAGGACCUAUCUAACAGGGGCUUUAAAUAAAUAUGGUCAUAUUUAUGUGUAAACAUGUUUUACUGUAAAUGUUUGGGUUUCUGAAUUUACAACAGAUAUGUUUAUUUCAGUAUGUAGUAAACAAUAUCCUAAAGUGUCCUAUUCACUACUUGUUAAUUAAAAAAGUUAUGAUUAAUAUGAA
Molecule: messenger RNA, 3802 nt
Organism: Balaenoptera acutorostrata (minke whale)
Lineage: Eukaryota; Metazoa; Chordata; Mammalia; Artiodactyla; Balaenopteridae
Gene: CREBZF
Product: CREB/ATF bZIP transcription factor
Exons: 2
Coding region: 247-1308 (353 amino acids)
Biological process (GO): regulation of transcription by RNA polymerase II
Cellular component (GO): nucleus
Molecular function (GO): DNA-binding transcription factor activity; transcription cis-regulatory region binding
Source: RefSeq, a predicted model, not a curated record